UCUUUCUAUGCUGCCAUCUUCCCAGAAUCGCCAGUAUGCAUUUACAUUUAUCAUGAACUGUUUAUUUUUCCUAAUUGCUUACAUAUACUUGAAUUUUUUUUCUCUUUUAAGCACUUGGGUGUAUUUUUUCAAUGUUGUCUCUUUAUAAAAUUGUAUUUAUUGUGACCAUAAUACAUGAAAGUGAAGUUGUGAGUCAAGCGUAUUUUAAAAUAUAAGGUCAAUCUGCAUGUCAUGAAAAUUUUAAUGAUUGCAUUAAAAUUUACCCAAAUGUAAUUUUGCUCUCUCCUUUUCUAUUUUCUUGAAGAUUAGUUAGUAACACUGGAUAUGCUGCUGUUCUUUAUUUUGGGAUUGUUCGUACAUUUUGUGUUCUUCACCUCUAUCUUUGACGUUUAUUUUACGUCUCCUUUGGUUCAUGGGAUGACUCCUCAGUUUACACCAUUGCCUCCUCCUGCAAAAAGAUUAGUGCUAUUUGUUGCUGAUGGCCUGCGAGCAGAUACACUUUAUGAAUUAGAUGAAAAUGGAAAUUCAAGAGCACCAUUUAUUAGGAAUAUCAUAAUGCAUGAAGGCAGCUGGGGGAUAUCUCAUACACACGUGCCAACGGAAUCUAGGACAGGUCAUGUAGCCCUGAUAGCGGGGUUUUAUGAAGAUGUCAGUGCAGUUGCCAAAGGAUGGAAGGAAAAUCCUGUAGAGUUUGAUUCUCUUUUUAACGAAAGCAAGUAUACAUGGAGCUGGGGAAGCCCAGAUAUCUUACCUAUGUUUUCCAAAGGUGCUAGUGGGGACCAUGUUUAUACAUAUAGUUAUGGUGCUGAAAUAGAGGAUUUUGGUUCCCAUGAUGCAACAAAACUGGAUACCUGGGUUUUUGAUAAUGUUAAGGACUUCUUUCAUGCUGCCAGAAACAACCAGUCUUUGUUUUCUAAGAUAAAUGAAGAGAAGAUAGUUUUUUUCUUGCAUUUAUUAGGAAUAGAUACAAACGGACAUGCUCACCGACCAUCAUCAAGGGAAUACAAGGACAAUAUUAAAAAAGUUGAUAACGGAGUGAAAGAAAUUGUGUUCCUAUUUAAACAUUUUUAUGGAAAUGAUGGGAAAACAACAUUUAUCUUUACCUCUGAUCAUGGAAUGACCGACUGGGGUUCCCAUGGGGCUGGUCAUCCUUCAGAGACUUUAACUCCUUUAGUCACUUGGGGAGCUGGAAUCAAAUAUCCCCAGAAAGUAUCAGCUCAACUGUUCGAUGAUGCAUUUUUGAAAGAAUGGAAAUUGGAGAACUGGAAGAGACAAGAUGUCAAUCAGGCUGAUAUUGCACCAUUGAUGGCUUCUCUUAUUGGAGUUCCCUUUCCCCUUAAUUCAGUGGGAACCCUACCUGUGGAUUAUCUUAACAACACUGAUCUCUUCAAAGCAGAGAGCAUGUUUGCAAAUGCAGGGCAGAUUCUUGAACAGUUUAAGGUGAAAAUGGCUCAGAAAAAAGAAGUUACUCUACCAUUUUUGUUUACACCUUUUAAGUUACUUACUGAUUCUAAGCAGCUCAACAUUUUAAGGAAAGCAAGAUCUUUUGUAAAACAGAGAAAGUAUGAUGAAGUAGUCUCCAUUUGCAAGGAGCUGAUUCGCCUUGCAUUGAAAGGAUUGUCCUAUUAUCACACUUACGACAGACUCUUUUUGGGCGUCAGUGUUGUUCUUGGUUUUGUGGGAUGGACAUCUUAUGCUUCUUUAUUGAUCAUCAAGUCUCAUUUUCACCUUACGAGAGGUGUUAGUAAAGAACUAAAGAAACCAAGCCAUCUCAUGCCAUGUAGUUUUGUAGCUAUUGGCAUUUUGGUAGCAUUUUUCCUGCUGAUUCAAGCCUGCCCCUGGACUUAUUAUGUAUAUUGUUUGUUGCCAGUGCCAAUAUGGUAUGCAGUUCUAAGAGAAUUUCAAGUUAUUCAAGAUCUUGUCACAUCACUGUUGACCUUUCCUCUGAGUCAUUUUGCUAGCUACCUGUUGGUCUUUGCUCUGGGAAUUGAAGUAUUGGUUCUCAGUUUUUCCUACCGCUAUAUGCUUACAGCUGGACUUGUUGCAUUUGCGGGUUGGCCAUUUUUCACUCAGCUGUGGACUCGAGCAAGGGUCACCUCAGUGAGUUGGAUCUUCUUCUGUUUGCUUCUGGCAGUUUUCCCACUGAUGCCUGUUAUAGGACGAAAGCCAGAUAUAUCUCUAGUAAUGGGAGCAGGCUCGCUGGUUCUUCUGCUAUCCCUGUUUGUCAUAAAAUCUCUCAUAAAAAGAAAAGAAAGUUUUAUGAAUGAAGAGCUAUUGAUACAUCUAUUUCAGCUGCUGAGCAUAGUGCUCUCCAUGUAUGUUGUAUAUAGCACCCAUCGCAGUCUGCUCAGGAAACAAGGACUGCCUCUUAUGAAUCAGAUUGUUAGCUGGACAAUACUAGCAUCUUCCUUCGUUGUGCCACUGCUGAGUCCCAUGAUUCUCUUUCAGCGAUUGUUUAGCAUACUUCUUUCUUUGAUGUCAACCUACCUACUUCUAAGCACAGGGUAUGAAGCUCUCUUUCCAUUAGUACUGUCAUGCUUGAUGUUUGCCUGGAUACACAUGGAACAAGAAAUCCUACAACAAUCUAACAUUUCCUUUAAACAGAAGCUCACCAGUAUCACAUUUUCCUGUAAUUCUGAUAUAACACAAUUUCGACAGCUCUAUCUGGAUGACAUCCGAAGGGCCUUUUUCUUUCCUACCUCUGUCUCUUGCUUUCUGACUGUGUUCAGUCCUUUUAUGAUGGGAGCUCUCAUGAUGUGGAAGAUUUUAAUCCCAUUUGUUCUUGUGAUGUGUGCUUUUGAAGCAGUUCAGUUAACUACCCAGUUAUCCUCAAAAAGCCUUUUUCUCAUUGUUCUCGUCAUAUCGGAUAUAAUGGCUCUGCAUUUUUUCUUCUUGGUCAAGGAUUAUGGCAGCUGGCUUGAUAUUGGAACAAGCAUCAGUCACUAUGUGAUUGUCAUGUCCAUGACCAUCUUUCUGGUGUUUCUCAGUGGCCUGGCACAGCUGCUCACGACAAAGAAGCUCAAACUCUGUGGCAAACCAAAAAGCCAUCUCAUGUGAUAUUGCUGAAGCCACCAUUCAGCAUCUGGAUCCAGUUUCUUAUUCUUUUAAACACUGGCAUGCCCUAAAUCCCAUCAAGAAUUCAAUAAAAAGAUGGAUAUUGAUGUAUAGCAUAUUCAACUCCUGUAAAGGAAAUUAUAUUUGGACUUCUGGAUUUACAGAUUAUCUGGAAUAAAAGAGUUUCCUUUUCCUUU
Messenger RNA from Choloepus didactylus (southern two-toed sloth), 3251 nucleotides. RefSeq names its product GPI ethanolamine phosphate transferase 1. The transcript is spliced from 27 exons. Gene Ontology annotation, molecular function: mannose-ethanolamine phosphotransferase activity. Bases 325 to 3057 code for a protein of 910 amino acids. NCBI's taxonomy places the organism in Eukaryota, Metazoa, Chordata, Mammalia, Pilosa, Megalonychidae. Gene Ontology annotation, biological process: GPI anchor biosynthetic process. Gene Ontology annotation, cellular component: endoplasmic reticulum membrane. The record is from RefSeq and is a predicted model, not a curated record.